Molecule: messenger RNA, 2392 nt
Organism: Trachemys scripta elegans
Lineage: Eukaryota; Metazoa; Chordata; Testudines; Emydidae
Product: zona pellucida-binding protein 1-like
Exons: 10
Coding region: 53-1693 (546 amino acids)
Biological process (GO): binding of sperm to zona pellucida; acrosome assembly
Cellular component (GO): zona pellucida receptor complex; extracellular region; acrosomal vesicle
Source: RefSeq, a predicted model, not a curated record
AUUGCAUCGCCGGGGGGCGCGAGGCUGAACCUCGGCGCGAGCGGGCGGCGCCAUGGAGCUAACGGCCCCUCCGCGGCCCUGGGCCUUCCUCUGGCUGGCGGCCGCGGCGCUGCUGCUGCCGGGGCCGGCGGCUGGAAGUCCUUGCUUUUUGGAUAAGACUCAUCUUAUAAAGAAAGGAGCUGUACGCUUGAAGCGAGAAAAUAUAGAUAGAAUUCAUGACUCAGUGGCCUUUUUUGAAACUGGUGGAGUCGCAUCUAUUCCAGAUGCUCCACAAAUUUCUGAUCAAAUACUUGGAAUAGAAGGAUCAACUGUUCCAGUGUAUGUUCUCAUUAAUUCCAAAGACUUAAUUCUUAAGUGUUUGACUCAAAAACUGUUAAAGCAGAGAAUCAUUGAUCCAAAAUAUCAGUGGAUUGGUCCCAUAGGAUUGAUAACCAAAGAAUCACAAAGGUUUGUUUUAACUGAUGAUGGUAGCCUGGAAAUUUAUAAUAUUCAUGGAAGUGACUCUGGAAGUUACAUCUGCAAUGUCAUCUAUGUACAUAAUAAUAAAUAUGUGACAACAGAAAUCCGUUUCAUGGUCUAUGUAUAUCAUAAGCCAGGGAAAAGUAUACAUCUGUCAUCUGAAUUCAAAACAGAAACCUGUGAAACCAAUGCAGUUGCUUCAUUUGAAAAACAACUAUUAGAAAAUAUGGAGAACUUAAUCCGUGAUCUUCAAUGUGAGAUCCGGCAGUGGAACACACAAUGCCAUGCAGCUACAGAUACAAUGGCGAUGCUAACACACAAACUUACAUUUCAGUUUGUGGUUUUUCCUUUUGCACUGGCAUUUGCAGAGUCCUGUAAAAGUUCAAAAUGUGAAAACUCCACCAAUUACAUCAAAAAGGCAUACACUAAGAUUAAACAAUUCUUUGAAGUACAAAAUACUGAAUCAGAUCACAUUCACCAGAUACAUUAUAUUUCUGGCUCCCUUACUGGUAAGAAAGUGGAUCACUGCAAACCAGGAUUUGGUAAAAAUAUAAACAAUAGUACGCUGUGUCCAGGAUGCUGUGUAACAUGCCCACCUGGUCGAUUCAGUGCAAGAUAUGAUACCACCUGUGUUCUCUGUGCAUCAGGGUCCUAUAAUAAAAAGUACGGGCAGACUGCAUGCAAAAACUGUCCAAAAACACAAACUAGUGAUAGAAGAGGAGCCAAAACUGAAAGAGAGUGUCACGGAACUCUGCAAAUCUGGAUUGUUUUCUUAAUUUCCUCCUUAGGAACAAGCCUUAUCCUAGUGACAUCUUGGGCAAUAAUACGUAAAUGCUGUAGAAGAACAUUAGCAGCCCGAUAUAUAGAGGAAGCCGAAUCUGAACUUAAAACCAGACUGAAAACAUUUGCCAAUAUUGCAAGUGAUGCAGAGAUUGAAGAGCAAAGAACUAAACUAAGAAACCCAGACAGAUCAGAGAGAAAGAAUCUGCCAAAAUAUAAAGUUGGGUUUAUAGAGGAAGAGUCCAUAGGAUUAUUAAGCAAUGAUGGCAUAACAGAGACAUCAACACCUGUCGGCUCAAAUCCAUCUCCUGACCAUACAUGGCCAAGUGAAGUAGAAACAAGCUUUGAGGAAGGCAGAUCACAAGGUACUUUGGAAGAAGAAAUCCAGUGUGUUUCAAAAGGACUGGUUUCUAAUCCGCAAAAGUUUAAUACAAGAAACCACAAAUUGUCUUAACUUCUCUGUGUGAUGUAGGGUAAAUUGUAAAGCAAAGUACUGAUCACCUAUUGCAAAAUGUGGAGUUAAGGACCCUUCUAAAAAUAUUCAUGUCUAGAAGGAUAUUAUCUUAAGAGUUAUUAUUAUUUUUUAUCUACAAUAAGGUGUAUACUUUAUAGUGGUGUCUUCUGGCAGCUGGAAAAGCAAAAGCUGUUUAAAAGAUCAGCAUUCUCCUUCAGGCAGACAAUUCUCCUUAAAAAUGUGUAGCACUUAGCAGUUUUAGGAGCUCCAUUCUGCGGAAGCAUACUGAACCUUCCCUCCUCUGCAGAAGCAUUAAAUACUUUCUACAGAUGUGUGUUAACAUAUAUUUUCUUUUUUCAUAUGCAAGCUAUUCAACCGUUUGAUAAUGGCUCCAAACUAAUUAAAUUUCUUAUUUUCUAAGAACUCUACAGAACCAAAAUAGAAGUUAAACAUGAACUGAUAUAAUUUGAUAUUAUGAUACAAUACUGUCAUGUAACAUUUUUCAUAACCUCAAUGCAAACUACGUGUACAGUAUUUUAAUAUGUGCUACAUGCUUUGCAGUGUGUAUUCUGCUCAGAAUAAAAUUUAGAGAAAUUUUAAACUCAUGUUAUGCCUGUUCAAAACUGAAGUUCAUGUGAACAAAAAUAAUAUUGGGACUUUAGCCGGUAGCAAAUACACUGGAUGGUUUCAGUAUUAUGA